AUAGUGACGUCUCGAUGUUCAUUUGCAUUCCAAACAAAAACAAUUUUGACGUCAAAUUAUAAGUUUUUUGUGUUAUUUACAUAUUUGUGGAGUGUCCGGUUACCUAUAUAAGAUCAUACAAUUGUCCGAGUCGGUCAAGUUCAAUCUAAACCGGGCGUCUUGGCAAAUCAAAAUGGACAACAUCAACCUGAUCACCAUAUUGACCAUAGCCUCGCUGUCCAUGAAAUUGUCAGAUGGAGCCACUACCACGUCUCCAAUAGAAACGACCAAAACCAUGACCGAGGCUGCAACUGAAGCCAACAAAGAUUCCGGUGUUACCGAGACAACACCAGCUGGUGUAACGGAAGAUCAGAGCAACGUCACUUCCUGUCCACGCUUUAAUAACCGACAGGAAAACCAGACACUUUAUGUCCCGUAUAUAGACGGCCGUUGUGAAAUGGUUGUUACCGUAGAAACUGUUACAUUGCCACCACUGCGGCUAGUUAAGAUGUUCAAGCGAGGAGGUCGGGUGAUCCGAAGACCAGUAGUCAGUUUCCGGUCUGUGGGUUUUGAAGAGAAUGGUGAACCAGUGGCGUGCGAGUCUCUACCCAACCGUUCACUGGGGCCCUUCGUCUUCGUCGAUACAGUCGUUGACAGAUGUCAGAUGUUACUGAAAAUAAAGCGACGGAGAAAAGAAGCAUUCAACCUACUCAAACAAGGACAGAAAAAGGGCUGGAAGCCAUGGAAACGACCCGGAGAACGACAAGGGAAACGACAAGGGAAACGAUGGUUUACCUUUGCCCCCGCCUAUGAAUAUCUUGAUGACGUCGUAUAUUAAACAAACAGAAUGCAUAGAAAAUCCACUGUUCCCGAACGAUUACAUGUCCACAAACUUUGCUCGACUUUUGUCUCAAGAUAUGAUUUGAGUGAAUGGUGUAAAUAGAUAAAUGUAUGAUUUGUUUAUUGUGAUGGUAGAAAUAGUUUAGAUGUUGUAGGAAAAAAACACAAGUAAGACCUUAAUAUUUUCUCCUUUCUUUAUGAAUAAUGUUAUUGUAUUAUUGUUGUUAAAUAUAAAUAAAAUCCUACCAAAUAGUUUUA
This is a messenger RNA of Pecten maximus, 1077 nucleotides long. RefSeq lists its product as uncharacterized. The transcript is spliced from 6 exons. The record is from RefSeq and is a predicted model, not a curated record. Lineage: Eukaryota; Metazoa; Mollusca; Bivalvia; Pectinida; Pectinidae. The coding region runs from base 173 to 817 and encodes 214 amino acids.